This is a messenger RNA of Colletotrichum godetiae, 1713 nucleotides long. RefSeq names its product heterokaryon incompatibility protein. The transcript is spliced from 2 exons. Lineage: Eukaryota; Fungi; Ascomycota; Sordariomycetes; Glomerellales; Glomerellaceae. Bases 64 to 1713 code for a protein of 549 amino acids. The record is from RefSeq and is a predicted model, not a curated record.
GUGCAAUUCUAUACUCCGAUCGGAUAUCCUUCUGUCUGGGAUGGCAUCACACAGGGCUACGAGAUGAGUACCUGCGGAGAUGUUCAUCAAACGGCUGAUUUCAUCCGUACAUGCAUCCAGAACUGUGAUGAGAAUCACGCUUCCUGCAAACCUCAAUCACCUACGAUGCCAACAAGAGUCAUCUAUGUCGGUAACGCCGAAGAUACUCAGGUACGGCUGGUUGAAACCGCUCAUAUUCAUGCUAGCCCCUAUACCGCGCUUAGCUACUGCUGGGGCAAGAGUGGAAAUUUUGUGACUAUGAAAGGAACCAUCGAUAGCCACAAGGCAGCUCUUGAUGUGGAGGAUUUUCCACAGACGGUGAGAGACGCUGUUCAAAUCACCAGAGGACUUGGCCUGAAGUAUCUGUGGGUAGAUGCAAUCUGCAUCAUCCAGGACUCCGCCGAAGACUGGGAAAAGGAGGCCGCAAAGAUGGCAUCCGUCUACAGUGACGCGUACUUCACCAUUGCCGCUGCAACCGCUCACACCUCCACUGAAGGGUUCAUCUCCCAGAAACACGAAGAGGCCCUUCAACAACAGCCAUUCCGAAUGAAUUGGCGUACCGAUCGAGGAAAGCAGUCUGUCCUUGCAGCUCGAGUCAUUCCAGGGGCAGAUGCGCAUAUGGCGACCAUUACUGGAGAUCGCAAGCCGAAACUUCCGCUCAUGACGAGAGGUUGGACCCUGCAAGAAGAACUUCUCUCACGCAGAACAGUGACUUACACGGAACAUGAGUUGUGGUGGACCUGCCAAACUGAGAGGGAUUGCGAGUGCCAUACCUACAGCGAAGUUUCUACGAAUACUCAGACGACUCUAUUUUCCCCCAAAGAUAUGACCAGCCCCCAAGUCGCGUUUGGUCAGUGGCGCGAUCUUGUGAGUGAAUUCUUUCAACGGCAACUCACGUUCGGCAGUGACAGACUACCUGCGAUGUCUGGUUUAGCAACUGUCUUCCAACAGAAAACAGGAUCCCCUUACGUCGCCGGGUUAUGGAAAGACAAUCUCAUCAACGACUUGUUGUGGUAUACGCCAAAGAGAAGGAUCGAGAAGUUAGAUGAUGCGAAUUCUCAAGACAGGGUCAACUGCUACAUUCCAACAUUUUCUUGGGCGUCAGCUGGUGGCCAGAUCGACUUUUUCAAAGGGCCAUAUGUUGAACCAGGUUCCCAGGCAAACCAAUGGGCCCCCCAAGCGGUUGUUAUCGAUGCCAGCACGACUACAGGCGUCAAUAACCCUCUAGGGAAUGUGAAGACUGCUCAUGUUACUUUGCGUGGUCGGGUCGGCCAGGCGACUCUUGAAGUAGUCGCCACACGCCGCGGCAGAUUCAGGUCGUAUGGAAUCAAAAACAACGGAGAAUCGGUUGAUUUCCAUCCCGAUGCGCGUUUGGAGAGGUUUCAGUUGGGUGUGGAUGAUAUAACAAAAGGUGAAGACGCAUCGGUUCGUCGAUCGCCAGCUUGUUCUGAGACUGAAAUGGCUGGUUCAGAGUCGCCAGUCAUGUUGCUCCAUCUUGGAGACUGGUUUGUCACUGAGGGGAAGCUUGUGGAGAUGACGUUUCUUGUUUUGGGAAGAUCGCCAGCGGGUACAAGCAAAUAUGAGAGACUGGGUCUUGCGUAUCAGCAAGUACAACUUGGUCGCGAGGGAGAUGCCAUUAGGCAUGCAUGGGAGGGAGAUGUUACUAUUUUGUAA